This is a messenger RNA of Cyprinus carpio (common carp), 3938 nucleotides long. RefSeq names its product choline/ethanolamine transporter flvcr2a. Gene Ontology annotation, biological process: transmembrane transport; heme export. Gene Ontology annotation, cellular component: membrane. The record is from RefSeq and is a predicted model, not a curated record. Gene Ontology annotation, molecular function: heme binding; heme transmembrane transporter activity. Lineage: Eukaryota; Metazoa; Chordata; Actinopteri; Cypriniformes; Cyprinidae.
CGCAUGAAUCAGUGAAGUAGAGUUGUUCCCUGGAGGGAUGUUUGAUUCUGUCUUCACCUUUGCACUUGAGUUGUAUUGGCGCUGGAAACAAAGUCUGUCUGAAGACUCACGCGCUCUUAGGAACUGAAUUUACGCGUCGGGAAUAUUUCCUAAAUCUAAUGGAAGGACGCGAUUCAGGAUUCAUGAAGUAGGAUUGACUGAAGGUAGAAUUUAGCGCGUUUUCUUAGCAGUACAAAAUGUGCGAAAAAAGCGACAACCACUUUGGACAGGCUGGACAGAUGAAAAGCUCUGAUGGAAACUUCGAUCAGGUUGAAAUCUCAGAAUGUAGAGACACGAUAGUUGUUGCUGCAUGUAGCACGCGCUUAUACCGGAGGCGAUGGCUCAUUGUGUUUCUCUUUAGCUCUUAUUCGCUGUGCAACGCGUUCCAGUGGAUCCAGUACGGAAUCAUCAACAACAUCUUCAUGAAAUUCUACAACGUCUCUUCAUUCGCCAUCGACUGGCUGUCAAUGAUCUAUAUGCUGACUUACAUCCCUUUCAUAUUCCCAGUGACAUGGCUGCUGGAGAGGAAGGGGCUGCGGGUGAUCGCUCUGUUCGCAGCUUCGAUCAACUGCGUGGGAACGUGGAUCAAAGUGGCCAGCGUUCAGCCCAACCUGUUCUGGGUCACGAUGCUCGGACAGUUCGCGUGUUCCUUUGCGCAGGUGUUCAUUUUGGGAAUGCCGUCUCAGGUCGCGUCCGUGUGGUUCGGAUCUGAUGAAGUGUCCACCGCCUGCGCCAUCGGCGUGUUUGGAAACCAGCUUGGCAUUGCUAUUGGCUUCUUGAUCCCGCCGGUUCUUGUGCCCAACGUGGAUGACAUAAAUGAACUGGCUCAACACAUCAGCUUCAUGUUCUACAUCACAGCCGCUGUGGCCAGCCUCAUCUUUCUGCUGGUCGUGUUCGUGUUUCAGGAAAAACCCGAAAUCCCUCCAUCCCUGGCUCAGGUAGCGCUCAGACACAUGCCCACCGCACAAUACUCAUACCUGGCUUCAAUCUCAAGACUUUUCCGCAACAAGCCCUUCAUCCUCCUCCUCAUCAGCUAUGGCCUGAACGUUGGAUGUUUCUAUGCCGUUUCCACCCUGUUGAACAGGAUGAUAAUAGAGCAUUACCCUGGUGAAGAGGUGAAUGCUGGGAGAAUUGGCUUGACUCUUGUCAUCGCUGGCGUGGUCGGCUCUCUGCUGUGUGGAAUCUGGCUAGACAAGACCAAGUCUUAUAAGGAGACAACGCUCUCAGUGUAUCUGCUGUCGUUUGUGGGGAUGGUGAUCUACGCAUUCACCCUGAACUUGGGUCAUCUGUGGGUUGUGUUCCUCACAUCAGGACUGCUGGGGUUCUUCAUGACGGGUUAUCUGCCGCUGGGCUUUGAGUUUGCAGUGGAGCUCACGUAUCCAGAGUCAGAGGGAACAUCAUCUGGACUGCUCAACUGCUCAGCACAGAUAUUUGGAAUCGCAUUUACCAUCAUUCAAGGCAAAAUCAUCAAUCACUUCAGCACACUGGCCGGAAACAUCUUCCUCUGUGUGUUCCUCCUCAUCGGCUCCAUCAUGACAGCACUCAUUAAAUCUGACCUGCGGCGACAGAAGGCCAACAGUCAGCCUCAGACAGAGGGGAUCGCUGACUCAUCCGUAAAUUCCCAAGAUGGAAAAUCAUUACCGGUAAAAGAGGGGAAGAUGUAAAGAUGGAAACCAUCGGAAUCAAACUCUCUUCAACAUAUGCAUCACAACUCCAUGUGAACCAUCAUACGCAUAAAUCCUCCUGAACUUCACACAGACAAUAUCUGAACAAUGACAGCUCAGUCUAGCUGCUCAAGCACAAGUGAAAUUAAGAUUUUACCUGAAGAUUGCUAAUAAUCCUUUGCUGUUCAUUCAUGAAACACAAGUAUGCACAAGUAUGGUUGCUUGUGUUUCAUGUUGUAGUGUGUGUCAUGAUGUUUGCAUGAUGGUACCUUAGAUCUGACCUAAACUUUAGUUACAAGAACUAAAUGUUUUUAUUACUAGAAGCACUAAUCUAGUAUGCAGUGUCUCUGUAACAGACACAUCUAGAUCUGUGUUCGGGUGAGGAGUUUGUUGAUGCUAGACAUCACUGUAUUAUUGUGGAAGGUCAUAGUCCUUCAAUAAAACCAUCAACUCUUGAUGCUGCUUUCAGUUUGCAGCGAUAUAUAGCACUCCUUGUGGAAGAACAUCAGUGAUCGAUGUUAGAGAGAGACGUGUGAUACUCAUAACCUGACAACUGUACACCACACAGGAAAUCUUCAAAAUAUCUUCAGUGAUUAAUGAGUGUUAUAGUGUGCAGUGUAAUGUGUGAUUGAUUACAGUGCCCUGCAUCAUAUUUGCUUAAUGAAAUCCAAGAUGACUUUCUUACUCAAUUUGGGUGCCGAUUCCAAAAUAGUGUAUGUUCUGAUAAAGUAUGAUGCAUUUUGUAGCUUUUUUGCUUUCUGUAAGGUGAAGAAGCCUUGCAUUAUCUGUUAAUUGCCAGAAAACUGCAACAAACACAAGAAUUCUGUCUGAAUCUGAGCCAGAUUGCAACUAAUUGUUCGAUUCUCAGCCCAUUUUCACCUGCAUGAUUAUUCGAUGCCUAAUCCUUAUUUCAAGGUCGGAAUUAUGGCCAAUGACAGAAGAAACUGCAAACAUGAGUUUUAUUCAUACACUGAAGUUUAAGACAUGAAAUUGAGUAUUUGAGCAUGUUUUCCCACUCCUUUGCAGACUGUUAGUACAUCGUAAAUACUUUUUACCAUUAAAGGGAUCAUCGGAUGCUUAUUUUCCACAAGUUGAUAUGAUUCUUUAGGAUCUUAAUGAAAAGUCUGUAACAUAGUUUGGUUAAACUUUCUCAAUGGUAGUGUAAAACUACACCGCUUUUUUUCGGAGCAAGCUGUUUUGUAGCAUUUUCCUUUAAAUGUUAAUGAGCUCUGCUGACUCCGCCCCUCUCUUCAAGCUCUCUGAGGGACUGUUUACUUUGGCAGCAUUCAUAGUGAAACUAGCUAAUUAGCACAUUAUUAGAAAAGGCAAUUUGCAAAGAUUAAUUAAAAAAUCCUUAUACUCACUUCUUCUGUUGGGUCUAAGGUAAGACACCAGUUCAGUCUGUGCUGAAACACUACUGUCAAUCAAACUAUAGUGGGAGGGGCCUGUUUUUGUGAUGUCACACAGACAUCUGAGAUCAGCUCAAUUAGAGUAAAGGGGGAAAUGAUUUAAUGAGAUAAAAAAAAAAAAAAAAAAAACGGGGUGGAUUUUUAUCAUUAUAGGGUGGUUGUGUACACACACUGCUAACACACAUUUCAGUUCAAACUACUUGUAAAAGUGCAUGUAGCGUCCGAUGACCACUUUAAAAAACUUUUUACAUUUGACUGCUUUUGAAACUUUGAUAAGUGCUUUAAAGCUGUACGUGAUGGAAGGUUUCACUGAUAUUUUCUUUUGAACUCAGCAUCAUCAAAUUAGGCAAUAUGAGGCCUCUUUUGGUUUUUGGCAAAUCAGCAAUAUUUAUUUGUAAGAUGCCAUGGAUUUCUGUGUAAUAAAUCAGAUCACAGGCACAGAUGGAAUUCAGUUGAAUGUCUGUGCCGCCACUUUUGUCUCCUUUCAACAAAUUUGUAGACAAUGACAUCACAAAAAAAUUAAUUCCUUAAGGUCAUUUAUUUCACUUUAUUAAUUUCAUAUGGCUUCAGAUAUCCAGAACUACUCUGCCCUGCAAACAAACAAAGUGCAGUAACUACAGCAGCACACUGAUUUUGAGUGUAGUUGAUCCAAACCCGUCUGUCACAGCACAGAUCCUGCUCUCAGAGACAACUCAAGCCUUUGUGAUUGUUUCUGUUACCAAUGUGUGUGGAUGUGGAUGUUGUUCACUUACAGUGUUUGUAUAGAAACAUUCUGUAUAUAUAAAUUCUUGGUGUAAAUUGAAUCUGACAUUCAGUAAUAAAGAUA